Trypanosoma grayi is the source of this 3645-nucleotide messenger RNA. RefSeq lists its product as hypothetical. NCBI's taxonomy places the organism in Eukaryota, Euglenozoa, Kinetoplastea, Trypanosomatida, Trypanosomatidae. Bases 1 to 3645 code for a protein of 1214 amino acids. The record is from RefSeq and is a predicted model, not a curated record. The transcript has a single exon.
AUGGAGGUUCCAAUAUUCUCCGUACAAGGGUACACAGCCUAUGCAGGAAAGAUCUUGGGCGGCAAUGGCACUAUGACGCCCCCAACAAAGGAGCAGUACGACACUUUGGUGGCAGCUGCCGGUGGUGAUGCGAUGCAGCAUGUGAAAGAAAGCGAAUCUACAACCACUUGCAUCAACGACGCUGUUCUCAUGGACGCUGGAACACUUUCACUUGCGUUUCCAUCUUCCAGCGGCUUUGUCACCCUCAAGCUCGUGGAUGCCGUGGGGAGUAAAAACACACCCAGGGCAAGGGCUGCCUAUGUGCUGUCACCCGCGGCUUCACGCGGCAGCAGCGCCACCCACAGCAAUUCACUUCGGGUUUCCACCGGUGCCUCGACAGCGAGUGCUGGCGUUGAUACUUCUAGUGGCAGUGGUCUUCUCGCUCCCAUGACGCCGAUCAUCACGUGUAAGCCUGUCUCGAAGAACUGGCCGAGGAUGUCCUCACACACCGAUACCGCCCUCGAUGCACAUCUCAUUCAGUUCUUCAGGGAUGCUGCGGUGGUGUCUGUUAACACGAUGCGCCUCCUGGGUGCGGAGGAAGGUGCCGCAGUCCGCUUGGAGUGCCACGAGGAAAGGUCCGUUGGAGCGGGUGCGUCGACAAUUGUAUUCGCCCUGACCGCGGGUAGCGUAGGGGAGGAGCUCUCCUUCGAUAAGUAUAUGCGUCACUUCAUUGCACCCUUCUUUCUGCGCGGCUGUCGCGCCGUAAGUGUCGGGGAGGAGUUCGAGUUCAAAAACCACGACUACGGUGAUCUGCACGUUACGGUGAUUGGCAUCGACGACGGCAUGGUGGAGUGCGGAUUGGUGACGGACCAGACGCGCAUUCGCCUGGUCGUGCAGCCCGGAGCUCCACCGAACCUGCAAGGGCGUGGCAGCGGCCCCAUGCCAGAGAUACUCGCACUCCGAAGCCGUUCCACCUCUACGCACAGGCGGACCGGCGGCGCAAAGCAGCCCUACAGGCCACGCGAAAGUAGUCAGAAUGAUGCAGACGUUUCGCCACGCCCAACAGAUCUCUCUGGCCUGCUGCCACGAUCGCUUACGUCUCCUAUGAGAAAAGACGGCGGUGCCCAAAAGGGAAAACCGCCAAGAGUGCAUGAACCGUCGCCACAGCGUGUCAGUCAGAGUGCUGAACCACACAGCCCCGCCAGUUUUCGCACGUACUCCCCACAGACACUGAAAGGCGACAUGGUGCUGAUGGCAAAGCCACUGAAGCCGAGGACACUGCUUUGUCCUCUGAAGGCCGUGGGUAUGAGCGGGGUGUCAGGCCCCAAAGACCCUGCAACUCCUGGGGAUGCUCCUGUAGCCGCAUCCCUUGUAGACUCUCUUUUAUCCUCCACAAAACCGGAGAAUGAGGGAACCAAGACCAUGCAGGUGCAAAAUCCACACCACCACGCUUCAACACAAAUCUCAGAGGACGCUUCUGCAAGGACAGGACAGGGCCAUUCACCCCCUGAAGAGAACCGAGGUCUUGAGACUCCAACGGGAUCGUCGUUGCCCCAUUCGAUUACACCAGUAGAGCUCAGAGACGCCUCCUCACGCCAAAGCAAUGUGGAAAUAAGUUUUUCCCAUCCUCGACAGGUGGAACAAUGGGUAGAGGCCGAAAGUUGUGACUCGCGGAAAGAUGAGGCGAGACCCGGGCAAAGUGGGCCGCCAGGCACACUUUCACAUUCAGAAAGCACGCUCUCUCAGAAGGCAGUCGAUCUAAUGAAAAUGCGUAAACCGCGUUGUCAACAGGACAAGCCUGGUAAUUCAGAUGCCAGCUCCCAACUUGACCUCCAUGGCGAUGAGGCCUCCACGCCGACAAGCCAAAACAAAGGUGAUCAUGCACAAGAACAACCCAUGAUGGAGGUGCCCCCAGAACCCGCCAGGGAGUUACCACAGGAGCUGGUGGAAGAGGUUGUGCAGGGCCAUGUCUAUGAACCGGAUGAUUGUGCUGAUUCGGGCGGUACGGAUGCCUAUGGGUCGUUGACAGAAGCGAAUACACCCAUGGUGCCACUGCAUGGGCGGCGCGACAAGUGUACACAGUAUGAAGAGCAGAACAGUGCGGAGCAACGCUUGUGUGAUGCCCAGGAGGGACGUAUACAGCGUAAAGACGCCGCCACUGAACCAAUUCAACAUUUCCAUGAAGAGAUCUUGAGCGAAGCACCGCCAAUUCCUCCCAAGGCGUUACCACAGGAGCAUGAGCAGUGCGAAAAAAAUAAACCAGAAAGCAACUUGUGUUCAAAUGGUAAUUCCAAUGUGAUAACACAACGUGGUACUUCGUCAGGGCCGGAAAAAUUGACACACGAUGUAGUACUGAGGGCUAACCAUAUUGUUCAGAUGUGGUUGACCGCAAAGGAUGAGUGGGAAAAGUUGCCCAUCAGUCCUUUACUGAAGGGCAAACCGUACAAAAUUAUCAAGAGGUUUCAGCACUUUCUGGCUGUCUACAAGGAACUCAAACAGCGUCACGCGGAUUGCCUGGCUUACCUUGACUCACCGUAUGGACACACAAUGCGAGGGGGCAUGGUGGUGCGCAUCUCGCUGUCUCUGGUUCAGGAUGGUGAGGACGUCUGUGACAGUGCGGCGAAGGCCUCGCCUGGUAUCGUAGGAUCGUACCGCAGCAAGUCAGAUACAGGCAGCCACAAGGGCAACAAUGAUGGCAAGGACAACGACGCCUCUGAUUCAGACAGUGAGGCGCUCUCACUCGCUAAAGCAACAGAGCUGCUGUGUGUGAGUCUGCGUGACAUUAGUGCGGCAUUAGGCUGCGAUGUUCUGCAUGUGUUUCGUGUUGGUGGUACCUGCCCUACGCUAUAUUGCUCUCUUGUGAAACCGUACACCAACAGUUCGUGCGAAAUCAGCCUUCUUGGCGAGUCGUGCCCCGUAGAGGUGCUGCAGACGACCAUCAUGGAGGCCCUCUGUGAGGCGCGAGAGGAGAGCCGACGCGAGUGGGGGGAGCUUUCUCUGGAGUGGACAGAGGCUAUCUCCAGCGUGCUGCGCCUCGGUGUCUUCGCGAAACACUUGCAAACGAUACGAGAACUCUUCUGGGAGCUUGCCCUUCUCCUGCGUCACCCGGGAGAAGUGCGGCACAGCGCCAAGUAUCAGCGUAGCGUCAGUCGGCGCUCCCCCAACAAAAAUGAUGAAUUCGAAGUUCGAAAUCAUGACGAAAAUGACACAUAUCAUGUGCAGGCGCCAUUGCCACUGAGCCAUUCUGCACCAGGAACAUUAAGGAGGACACCCGCUGACACGGAAUAUGAGGGCUUCGUGCCCUACCUACAGGAGCUGCAGGACAUGUACUACCUCUACUCCGAGCUCCUUGAACCUUUUGUUCUCCAGUCGUUGCACCAAGUAGACACCGUCUCCGCCGCCACGGACGCGGUGCGAUGUGAAGAGGUGGUGCGAUUCCUCAAGGCUAGCUACCGAGCACAGAUGACGGAGGAGAGGGAGGACGAGGAGGAGGAGACUAAUGACACUGUCACACCGUUGCGGUCGGUUGCAGCUGCGGCUGCGGAGGAGGAGCGAGCUGCCUUUGCCGCACUUGUGGAGGCGCGCAGGGCAGGUGUCAUUAUGCCUCUGCCGAAUGAGUGGUGGGAGAACGGCGUCGCCAAAGAGAAGAGCUAUCGUGCCUCGUAG